AAAUCUUCAAUUUUGUCUAAUUGACGCGACGGAUUUCAGAAUUCUUUUUUCCUUUUGCGACCACCUUCAUCACUUUGCCGCAACUGGAACCAUCGUUCGAGUCUUGAAGGAAAUACAUCAAUCAAUAGAAUCCCAUUCUAUCUAUUCAUCCAUCUAUCAGCAAUCAUGUCUUACAACAAGGAUAAGGAUUUCGCCGGUGAAGGCCCAGUAUGUUUUUAUGUCUUUUCCAUCUGCAUCCCACAUCCCCUCGAGUUACGCAAAUCGCGAGCCGUAUAUCAAAAUGGAAAUACAUUCUUGAAGCUAACCUACUCUCCUUCCCCAGAAAACCCACAAGAUCAGAAUCACCCUCACAUCCAAGAAGGUUGACUCCCUCGAGAAGGUCUGCCGUGAACUCAUCGAGCGUGCCAAGGGAAAGGAACUCCGCAUCAAGGGACCAGUCCGUCUCCCAACCCAAACCCUAAAGGUUACCACCCGUAAAACCCCUUGUGGUGAAGGUUCCAAGACCUGGGAUUGCUUCGAGAUGAGAAUCCACAAGCGUUUAAUUGAGUACGUUUCUGCACCUCGGUCACGAUUCGAACCUCUGCAGAAGAAUUAGAAGAGCACCAGAGAGAGUCCAGAAAGAGAACAGUAUACUAAUGGAAUAAUAGUCUUAACGCUCCUACUGAGGUUGUCAAGCAAAUCAUCAUCAACAUCGAAGCUGGUGUUGAGGUUGAGGUUACCAUCGCUGCAUAAAUUACUUGAGUGUGAUGGGAAAGGGAGGAAACGAUGGUGAACAAAUAGGUCGGCCACGUAAUGAGGGUAGACAAUUGAAUGCUGUUCCUCUCAUCUAUUGAUAUCUUCCGCGACUCUCGUGAUAAUGUGUGACCGAGAUAUAUUUUGCUGUUGGGUUUCUCAGGUAGCAGAAAUCUGACAUAUUCGGCGUCCAGAUAUGUAUGUAUCUAUUUCAAUCAGCUAGAGAACCACCAACAUACAAUUACUAGACAUUCGCGGCAACCUCUGCUAGCAAAUU
Molecule: messenger RNA, 1009 nt
Organism: Sclerotinia trifoliorum
Lineage: Eukaryota; Fungi; Ascomycota; Leotiomycetes; Helotiales; Sclerotiniaceae
Source: the annotation of a GenBank genome assembly